This is a messenger RNA of Rhinolophus ferrumequinum (greater horseshoe bat), 1087 nucleotides long. It is a transcript of the gene MALSU1, whose product is annotated as mitochondrial assembly of ribosomal large subunit 1. The coding region runs from base 11 to 739 and encodes 242 amino acids. Gene Ontology annotation, biological process: negative regulation of ribosome biogenesis; negative regulation of translation. The record is from RefSeq and is a predicted model, not a curated record. The transcript is spliced from 4 exons. NCBI's taxonomy places the organism in Eukaryota, Metazoa, Chordata, Mammalia, Chiroptera, Rhinolophidae. Gene Ontology annotation, molecular function: ribosomal large subunit binding. Gene Ontology annotation, cellular component: mitochondrion.
GCCCCGCCCCAUGAGUAGAUGCGUGGCGAGGGCCAUGGGGCCGGGCGGAUGCGCGGCACGGCGGGUGUGGACGCUGCUGUGGCGCAGGGCCCUUUCCCCGGGAGCCGGGUCCGCGGUGAGCGAGGGACCCCAGAUUCGGCUGCUGACCUCGGGUCGGCCUUCAGCGGGACCAGCGCUCAGCCGGGCCUGCUUGACUCCGUAUCGUGCGCGCGGCCUGCACAGCGGGCCUGGCCUGGAGGAGCGAGAAGAGGGGGCAGCCGACGAGGGGCGCCCCGAAUCCGGCAUUGCAGGUCAUGCUGGUCUCCAGUUUGACAUCGAUAUGCUGGUUUCACUUCUGAGGCAAGAAAAUGCAAGAGACAUUUGUGUGAUCAAGGUCCCUCCAGAAAUGAAAUACACAGAUUACUUUGUGAUUGGCAGUGGGACUUCUACCCGACAUUUACACGCCAUGGCUUACUACAUAGUGAAAAUGUACAAAUUCCUGAAACGUAAAAGUGAGCCUCAUGUGAAGAUCGAAGGAAAAGACACUGAUGACUGGCUCUGCGUGGACUUUGGCAGCAUGGUGAUUCAUUUGAUGCUUCCAGAAACCAGAGAAACAUAUGAACUAGAGAAAUUAUGGACCCUACGUUCUUAUGAUGACCAGUUAGCUCAGAUAGCACCUGAGACAUUACCUGAAGACUUCAUUCUUGGCAUAGAAGAUGACACUUCAUCCCAGACUUCAGUGGAGUUCAAAUGUGAAUAAAAUGAUAGUUUUAGUCAUUUCAGAGUGGGAUUGAGUCACUUCUCAAAAACAUAGCUCCUAAACCCCACCCAGUUGGGUAAGUUGUCAAAGCAAGUCUUAUUUCUCUGUGGGCACUCUGCUCCCUGACAUUCGGCUGUGGAGACUGUAGGUAAAUGAGCGUCAACGACCAUUCUGAUGUGUUGUCUUUAUUCCUGAGGUCCCAGCAGGAUUUCCUGGCGUUAUCACUGACUGGUCCCUGUGCUUCACUUGAACUCUCUGCUCAGAUUUUAAUUAAUUUUGCUUAAGUGUAAAUCUUAUUCUGUGGAAUGACAUAGUCAAAAAUUUUUAAAUAAAACAAAAAUCACAUAA